GGUCCUGCGGAGCUGAGCAGUCAAGAUGUGUGACUUCACCGAGGACCAGACUGCAGAGUGCAAGGAGGCUUUCCAGCUGUUUGACCGAACAGGUGAUGGCAAGAUCCUGUACAGCCAAUGUGGGGACGUGAUGAGGGCUCUGGGCCAGAACCCUACCAACGCCGAAGUGCUCAAGGUCCUGGGGAACCCCAAGAGAGAUGAGAUGGAUGUGAAGGUGCUGGACUUUGAGCACUUCCUGCCCGUGCUGCAGACUGUGGCCAAGAGCAAGGACCAGGGAACUUAUGAAGACUAUGUCGAAGGCUUUCGUGUGUUUGACAAGGAAGGGAAUGGUACCGUCAUGGGUGCUGAAAUCCGGCAUGUCCUCAUCACACUGGGAGAGAAGAUGACAGAGGAGGAAGUGGAGAUGUUGGUGGCGGGUCGUGAGGACAGCAACGGUUGUAUCAACUAUGAAGAGCUUGUCCAGAUGGUGCUGAAUGGCUGA
Messenger RNA from Arvicola amphibius (Eurasian water vole), 481 nucleotides. Its product is annotated as myosin light polypeptide 6-like. The transcript has a single exon. Lineage: Eukaryota; Metazoa; Chordata; Mammalia; Rodentia; Cricetidae. Gene Ontology annotation, cellular component: myosin II complex. The coding region runs from base 26 to 481 and encodes 151 amino acids. Gene Ontology annotation, molecular function: calcium ion binding; structural constituent of muscle. The record is from RefSeq and is a predicted model, not a curated record.